CCCGUGACUGUUAACCUGUUGAAUCUUUUGCUGGUUGUACGAAAUGUGAUUAAUAUAAAUAUUUAAAGAAAUAUAUAUAUUUAUAUAUAGGAAAAAACUGUUUGGUGGUUUUAAUUUAAAGAAAAAAUUUUUUGGUCAAGCAAGAAUGAAGAAAAAAGGAAAGAAGUCUGUGAUAGAUCGUUAUGCCGAUCUAGAAGGAGAAGUUAGCCAUUACAAUCUGAGCGAAUCUGAUGACGGCUUUGACGAUGAUGAGAGGGUCUUGGUUGAAAAUGCGAAAGGGCGGAGGCAAAAGGAGGGAGAGGAGGAAGUGUUUAACGUGUAUCAUUCGAGCGAUGAGGAUGUAGAAGAUGUAGAGUCCCAUGACGACUCGCUCAGCGAUCUCGAAGAGCUCGGCUCGCCGGCCAACGUCGACGACGGGAUACCCAGUGCGAAGGCGUGGGGUGCGGAGAAGCGUUCCUACUAUGACACGGAUUACGUCGACAAGGAUUUCAGCGGUUUCGACGACGAGGAGGCCGCUUUGACGGAGGAGCGUGAGGCCGAUGAGAUACAAAAGCGUAUUCUGUCUCAGCUCGAAGCGGCCGACUUCUCUCUCGGACUGCUCGACGAGGUCGAGGAGCGCAAAGGCGAAGCGGACAAGCCGCACCGUACGGAUGAAGGCGAGAAGGUCGAGAAAGAUCUUACGAAGCUCGCUGCAUCUGAUUUAGUCGACCUGAUCAGAAGAGAGACACCUGGUUUCUUUGGCCUCUUAAAAGACUGCAAAGAAAAACUGAAAAAAUUGAUGACGCGGAUAUUACCAAUAAUUGAAAUGGAAGAAUCAGGCGAGCUGCCAGAAUGCGAAGCUUCUGUUUUUCUACGAACAUACAGAAAAUUUGUCUAUUUUUAUGCAAUGAACACGACGUUCUUUAUGCUGAUGAAGAACAAGCAUGAGAAGACAGACGGCCACCCUAUAGUGAAACGUCUCGGUCAGAUUUCGACAUUCUUGACCGAAAUGGACUCCUGCUUGGACGCUGGCCUCAUGAAACAGAUGAAGAAAAUCAUGACGGGAAAGAACAAAGGCUUGGCGAUCGUCGAAAGCUCCAUUCCAACGAAACCCGCGCCUGCGAAUCGGAAAGAGAGGCGUAAAAUAGAAAAAGUGGAAAAAGAGAAAGAAUUGAAGGAGAAGGCGCAAGUCGAAAAGCUCCAAAGAAGGCUCACGUCGUUCGGUCAGGUCGACUCGGACGGAGAGGUCGAACCGGAGCCGUUGAAUGACGAAGAAGCGAUGGACGUAGAUGCUGAAGACGGCGAGUCGAUCGAGAAGCGAGCCGCCACUUACAAGAUACUCAAGAACAAAGGCCUGACGCCAAGGCGCAAAAAGGAAGUGCGCAAUCCGAGGGUGAGGAAUAGAAACAAGUUCAAGAAAGCCGUCAUUAGAAGGAAGGGGCAGGUGCGCGAGGCCAGAAAGGAACUGGAGAAAUACGCGGGCGAAGUCUCCGGCAUCAAGAAAUACCUGAGCAAGAGCAUCAAAUUAAAAUAGAACCCUAUUUAUUCAAAUGUAAAAUAAUUUUUGUAAAAUAACAAAAUAAAUUGUA
Molecule: messenger RNA, 1568 nt
Organism: Cimex lectularius (bed bug)
Lineage: Eukaryota; Metazoa; Arthropoda; Insecta; Hemiptera; Cimicidae
Gene: Sas10
Product: something about silencing protein 10
Exons: 7
Coding region: 146-1513 (455 amino acids)
Biological process (GO): maturation of SSU-rRNA from tricistronic rRNA transcript (SSU-rRNA, 5.8S rRNA, LSU-rRNA)
Cellular component (GO): small-subunit processome; nucleolus
Source: RefSeq, a predicted model, not a curated record